Messenger RNA from Patiria miniata (bat star), 1581 nucleotides. RefSeq names its product sulfotransferase 1C2-like. Gene Ontology annotation, biological process: sulfation. Gene Ontology annotation, cellular component: cytoplasm. Bases 484 to 1443 code for a protein of 319 amino acids. NCBI's taxonomy places the organism in Eukaryota, Metazoa, Echinodermata, Asteroidea, Valvatida, Asterinidae. Gene Ontology annotation, molecular function: sulfotransferase activity. The transcript has 6 exons. The record is from RefSeq and is a predicted model, not a curated record.
AAGCCACGCACUAGAGUGGACUGUACUGAGUUUGUACAUUUACCAGGGGGACACAUUCAACGUUGGGCAGGGGGACUAAUUUACCUGGAGGGGGACAGAUCUACCAAGGUAAAUGUGUCCCCCCUGAACAGAUUUACCGGCCGGGUCACGAGCCGGUAAAUUUGUCCGGGGGACAUAUUUACCAGGAGGGACAGGAUAAACUUUACAGACGGUCCCUCACAUGGCUCGUUCAUCGGUUCAUAGAGAAAGGAUCGGCUUAACCUCCAUGCCCAGCAUGAAAGUUCACACUCGGGUUAAAUAUUAUAGCUACACAAUAGCGGAGAGCAAGUUCCUUGCAAUCGUGUACAAAAUCUCAGCCUUAAACCAUCAACGCACGAACACGCGCUAGGCCUAUAAACGCAGGGACGGUUUUCAGAGGAACCCGCGUUUAUAAGCAAACCACUUGAUCGUUUGUGAACUCUGUUACUUAGGCUAGUUGUUAUCAUGAGUGUUGCCGAACAAAUUCAGGCGUUGAUGCCGGACUUGAUCAACGGGAAAAGGCACCAACAGCUGGAGGAGGAGCUGGCGGAAAGUGACCAGCGGACGGGCCGCCAUGUCGUGAAUGGGAUCAAAUUCCCGUUCCAUGUAACGCGGUCCAAUCUGGAAGCCAUGAAGACCUUUGAAGUGCGCGAUGACGACGUAUUCGUCUUUUCCUAUCCAAGAUCAGGCACCCACUGGAUGUUAGAAAUAGUCGGUUUUAUUCUCCACGAUGGGAAAGACGAUUUCGACCGUACUUUCAUGACAAAUGGUUUAGAGUUCUCGCUGGCAGAAGACCCGACGAAAGUUGAGAGUGUGACCCCCGGGUACAAGACGUACGCAGCUAUGGCAUCGCAACGGUGCAUCUUAAGCCACUGCUUGGAGAGUUAUCGACCUCCUCAAAUCUUGACUAAGCAACCUAAGGUGGUGUACGUGGCCCGGAACCCAAAAGACACACUCGUUUCUUUGUCCAAGUGGGCGCCGUUUUGGGAUUUCGCUGAAUUCUUCUGGGCAUUCAGUCUGGGCAAAACGGUUUUCGGAUCUUGGUUUGAUCAUGUUCUCAGCUAUUGGAGGCAGCGGAACAAUGAGAACGUCCUGUUUCUGAAGUACGAAGAUCUCCACAAGGACCUCAGGGGAUCUAUCUGCAAAGUAGCUAAGCAUCUCGGGAAGGAUCUACCCCAUGACGUCAUCGAUGGCAUUGUGGAGCGCGUGACCUUUGGUGGGAUGCUGAAGACUUAUCAGCAUCUUGAGGAAGAGCGAGGGGAGGAGGGGAAACGAAUGACAAGUCACAAAGGCAAUACCUUUUUAAGAAAAGGAAAAGUCGGCGACUGGAAGAACCACUUCACAGUGGCACAGAGCGCCCUCUUCGACAAGAUCUACGCCCUGAGGAUGGAAGGGACCGGCUUGGAUUUUGACUUUGAGAUUUGAUUGGAGUAUACUGGAGAAACAUUCCCGAUCCUACUUUUCUAAAAUAACCUUGCAGGCUCUGAUAUUAAGGCUCCUUUAUACAUUACGUCAAAGCGCCCAAUUGGGCUACAAAACGCGUUUUCAACGAAAUGAUGUUAA